Molecule: messenger RNA, 489 nt
Organism: Gongylonema pulchrum
Lineage: Eukaryota; Metazoa; Nematoda; Chromadorea; Rhabditida; Gongylonematidae
Source: the annotation of a GenBank genome assembly
CACGGGCAUAAGAAAGAGUUUGGUCCAGCAAUGAUACUCUAUUAUUUGGCAUCCGCUUUCCGAACGCUUUAUCCACGACUUGAUGAUGAUUUUGUUGAUAAAUUAAAUUACUAUUAUACGACUACGAUAUUGGCUUCAUUUGCACUUCUCGUUUCUGCGAAGCAAUAUGUCGGAUUUCCCAUACAGUGCUGGGUUCCUGCAACUUUCACGGAUGCUAUGGAACAGUACACGGAAAAUUAUUGCUGGGUGCAAAAUACUUAUUGGGUGCCAAUGCAAGAAGAUAUCCCUCGUGAAAUUUAUUCGAGGCGAAAUCGACAGAUUGGUUAUUAUCAGUGGGUGCCAUUUAUUCUAGCAAUUGAAGCAUUGCUUUUUUACGUGCCUUGUAUAUUGUGGAGAGGGAUGCUGUACUGGCACUCAGGUAUUCCAGUUUAUUGCCUUUCGACGAUGUGUGUGCAAUGUUCGCGCUGUGCUUCACCGCUGUCUGCUUGA